UAUCUCUCCGCUCAGAUCGCCGGAAAACCUAACGUAACUGAGCCAUGUCGAUCGGGAUUCAAGUUCUGAUUCAGACGAUAGCAGUUGAACUUAUCCUGAUGUUGCUAUUGGCACUGGCCUCCACUCCACGAUCCCCGCCGCCACCGGAUCCAGCGGCAGCAGUCGGCUGUUCCAACGAGGUAGUCUCGUUCUCUGCUUGCCUCCCUUAUAUUUCAUCUUCCCCGAACAAUCGCUCUUCCAAGCCUUCAAUGCAGUGCUGCCGCAUGUUCUCCUAUGCUUUUCUGAGACAGGAGGCUACAUGUCUUUGCUAUCUCGUUCGUCGACCUCUGAUCUACAGUUUCCCUCUCAACACUACACGCCUUUAUUAUCUCUCUACACUCUGCCGUCGGAGUAAAAUCGGAUUUGUUGCUAACCACUCUCUCGAAUCAUUAUGCUCAGAUACAGGCAUUCAUAGUUUCGAACCUCCACCAGCACCACCUCCUCCGCCGCCGCCCUUGAUAAGCUCACCAGUAGGCUCAACAAAUGGUUCAUCUUCUAGUUCAGAUUCAAUAACUGUGGCCCUGAAGUCCUUGGCCAUGGAGAUUUUUCUUAUCACUAGCAGCUUAUUGGCUGCAAUAUUCACUAGCCUGUGAAUUUCAAUUGAUCAUCAACUAUACAUAACCAAUAGAAAAUAUCAUUGUGUUUUGAUUCCUUUUAGGUAAUCCUACUAGCUAGUGUGGUUCGGUGUGAUAUGUUCUGCUGACUGCUGAGUUGUUACCUAUAGAGGAAAAUACUUGUGAACCACAUAUUCUUCUUCCUGAUAGAGAACUAAUGUCCAAGAUACAGUGUGAAAUCUCCAUAUACAGGUAGACUUUCUUUGUUUUCUUUUUCCAUAAUUCAGAUUCUUCACUGCACUCCAUUAGUUUAUCAUCAUCAAUUUGAGCCAUAAGACCAUCAUUAUGGAUGGUAACUCUUUCUCUAUGUCAGGCACUCAGGCAUGAUCAAGUGUACCAAUUUGGAAACACUUUAUAUAUGAAUCUAGGUCUAGAUCUAGAUCUAUAUGAGAGACUGUAAACAAAUUUUCCUUUUUAAAAGUAUCUCAUAUUUUAUAAACCAAAAUGAGAUCAAGUUUAAAAAUAAAACUUAGACUUGUUUUUGGGUAGUUUCUGAUAAGUCUUCCAAAUGGCCCACAAAGUGGGGUGUGUUAAUUUACAACUUUAGAUAUACCAUAGUCAAUGGUUGCAAGCACUCUUAUAAGUCCUCCAAGUAGGUACAGAUAGAGGCAAAACCUUUAUUUUGUCGGUUGAGCCCACAAGGAGACCAUUAUCUUUGGGGUAGAUAUAUAA
Impatiens glandulifera is the source of this 1325-nucleotide messenger RNA. RefSeq names its product non-specific lipid transfer protein GPI-anchored 25. The coding region runs from base 45 to 632 and encodes 195 amino acids. The record is from RefSeq and is a predicted model, not a curated record. Lineage: Eukaryota; Viridiplantae; Streptophyta; Magnoliopsida; Ericales; Balsaminaceae. The transcript has 2 exons.